Molecule: messenger RNA, 795 nt
Organism: Racocetra fulgida
Lineage: Eukaryota; Fungi; Glomeromycota; Glomeromycetes; Diversisporales; Gigasporaceae
Source: the annotation of a GenBank genome assembly
AUGAUUAAUAGCAAUCUACCGCUUAUCAAGAAUGUGAAUCAAUCUUCUUUUGAUAUAUUGAAUUGUAAACGAAGAUUGGAUCAAUUCUUUAUAUAUGCUAACAUUAAUACAAACCAAGUUUUAUUAACUAUAGGAAGAAAUUUAAAGAGCAGAUAUUUAAAACAAAUCAAAGAUGUAAAACUACGCCCACAUAAAAUUCGCAGAGAUUUUUGGAAACCCAUCAUAGCAGUAACGGGUUUCUCUAGUUAUGGCUCUGUAACAGCCACUAAUAACAUAGUUCAGGAUAAACUUGACAGAUAUCCAAAACCGCCCAAUUAUAAACAAACUGCUCGAAAAAUUCGACAAAUUGAAGACAUGGACCAAAUUGAUAAAAGUGUUUGUAAUUUAUGUUACGCGUUAAAUAAAUUGGGAUUGAAAGGCAUGGAAAAUAAUGAAACUAGCAGAAUUAAAAUUUUUUGGGAAAGAGAAGCUUUAAAAUAUGUUCCAGCACAAAAAGCCGGUUUGGAGUGGCCUAGAUUUGUCGUGCAUAAAAAGCUGCUUUUAGAUAGAGGAAGGUUGAUGAUGAAUAGUGAAUUUGGACCAAAGCCGUUUAAAGUUAGGCAAGCUUAUAAAGAGGCAAAACUAAAAGAAAAAGCGACAAAACUCGAAGAAAGAUUGAAAAGAAUUCAAUUGAAGAGAGAGAAAGGUGGUAUUAAAAGCAUUGGCGUCAUGAAUAUACUCAUAAGAAGGAAAUCAAUUGGGGAAAGCAAAACCAAUGCUUCUGAACUGAGUUCUCUUUCAGAAUCUGAUCAUUAA